Molecule: messenger RNA, 3120 nt
Organism: Trichoderma harzianum CBS 226.95
Lineage: Eukaryota; Fungi; Ascomycota; Sordariomycetes; Hypocreales; Hypocreaceae
Exons: 2
Coding region: 125-2983 (952 amino acids)
Biological process (GO): chromatin remodeling; regulation of DNA-templated transcription
Cellular component (GO): nucleus
Molecular function (GO): ATP-dependent H2AZ histone chaperone activity
Source: RefSeq, a predicted model, not a curated record
AAAAGCUCCCGCCUUGGUCCCUCACCAUCAGAAACGGCUCCAAUGUAGCCGCUACAAUUCAGCGCGCUCAAGUGCUCAAGCUUUCAACUCAUUCAACCCGCCGUUGCCUCUCGAGUCGUUGAAAAUGUCGGCCAUCGGCUCAGAAGCGAAGCUGUCAGAGCAGGAAGAGUCGCAGCUCUCAGCGCCUCCUCCUCUCAGCGACCUGGACAGCUCCGACAGCGAUAGCGAGCCGGAAUCAAAAGAAGCGGAACAGGAGACGGAGGCCGAGCCCGUAGAAUGGCUCGCCACAUCACGAUCGCGCCGAGCUACGGCUGGCAAUCGUAUGAAGUCGAUGCUGGCCAACGAAGAGCCGGAUUCCGACCUCGAACUGCUAUUCGCCGAAUCCGAGAACGACCAGGGCUUCUCCGACGUCGGGGAUGACGCCUCUGACGUUCAGAUGGACUCGUCAUCCGACGACGAGGACGAGAACAAUGCUGGCGACGAUCUCGAGGGCGAACAGGAGCUCGAGCGACAGGCUCGGGAGCGGCGCGCAGCCCAGCGAAAGCGAAAAGCCCAAGAUGCCAUCCCAGCCAAGUUCAGGAAAAAGGUCCGCAUCAACCCGGCAGCAUCAGAUACCUCGACGCCGGCUCCCGCGCCUCGACCCAAGAAGAAAUCCGAGCGCACGUCGUGGCUGCCCUCACCGGCCGAUCUUCCCACUCGAGCAUCCUCUCGAAAGACGACACGCAUGUCCAAAGAGCAGCUCCACCAGCAGAUGAUUGAGCGAGAAGAGCGGCGGCUGAAGCAGCUGGAGCAGAUGCAGAAAAAGGCGGCCAAGAUGGAGGCACUGAAGAAGCCCCCCAUGACGCAGGAGGAUCGGCUUCGCGAGGCUGCCAUUGUGGAGAAGCGCAAUAGCAAGAGCUUGAAUCGAUGGGAGGUGGCUGAGAAGCAGAGGGAAGAGGAACGAAGAGCAAAACUGGCGGCUCUCAACCAAAGAACCCUCAAGGGUCCGGUGAUUACAUUUUGGACAGGUCUCGGCGAGGCGCGACGUGUUGUCAUAGAGGAAGAAAAGCCGAAGAGGAAGAAGGUAGAGAAGAAGCCCAAGGAAGCCGAAGUUGCGAAGGACGGGGCUGCCAACCCAGCAGCAGAUAAGCCAGGCAACGGAGACCAGCAGCAGACAGAUGCUUCAAUGAAGGUGGUAGCCAGUAGUGAUGUGUAUACCUCUGCCCUCCAGCCCAAGGCAGAUCCUACGGAGCCGCGGUCAAAGGAGAAACAAACAACAGCAGCAACCGAAAGCAAAGUUACGGACACAACGCCUCCGGUGAAACAGGAAGACACUGGGGAGAACCUUAAACCCCAAGAACCCUCAAAGCCAUCUCCAGACGCAUCAUCACGGCCUCCUAACGAUGCUGUUCCUCCUACCGCUGCCACUACUACCGCUUCUUCAGGUGCCAGCCCCCUCGCUGCCCCGUCCAAUGUUCUCUCUCCUCCUCCUGCUCCUUCUGCAGUUACUACUUCUACUGUCGCAAAGCCCUCCGAAGAACUACGCCAACCACCGAUAGCCUCACCUCCACCACCACCUCCGUCUCAUAGUGGUCUAGCUGCACCGGCGGCCGCCUCACCCUCUGGGCCACCUCGCCAGAUGUCACCGUUGGCGGCGCCCGCUGGAAUUGGCAGCCCGCGACCUAUAGAGGCAAGCAAGCCAUCUUCUGUACUCGCGCCCCCAAUGCUUGCCCCUCCGCCAGUCAUGAGCAUGGACUAUCGCCCCAGCCCGGCACCGAAAUCCAACGUUCUUGCGCUUCCACUACCUCAGACCACUCUAGCACCUCCAAUGCAGGGUCAAACUCCCCCUGUUCCUAUGGCUGGUGCUGUUCACGUCUCAAACGAACCUGUUCUUCGACACACCGUUCUACGACCUAUCAAUCCCGAUCUCGAACCAAUCAGCAAGUCUGCAAGCCCUAGCCUCUCAGAGCCACCUUCGCAGCCUGCUCCUGCUCCAGCUGAGGUCCCUGAAGCCCCUGAGACCACCACUCGCAAUGUCAUCAUCUUUCAAAACUUUGAUACGAACGCCAUUCAAGACAAGACUAUACAGACUCAGAUCUUGUUUGGUCGCAAGAUGACAAAGCUCAACAAACCCCCUUCUAGUCAGAAUUGUGUCAUUACAAACCUUCCAGCCCGUUACCGUGACCCUGAUACCGGGUUGCCGUACCACAAUGUUGCUGCCUAUCGGGAGCUCCAGCGUAUCAAGCGUGGAGAACUGAGCUGGAGCGCAAUUCUCAACGCCUGGGUAGGCAGUGAGAAAGUGGCUGCUCGUGGUGUACCAGCAAGAUUCCUCGAUCCAAAUGCGCCGACUAAGACUCCUGAAGAGCGGGAAAAGGAAAGGUUGGCCCAGAUAAGGCCUGUUCCGCCGCAGCCUCAGCCUGUGCAAGUCCAGCAGCAGCAUCCUCAACCCGUGCAAGUGCAACAACAACAUCAGGGGCCGCCGGCGGCAGUCGUGGCAGCGGCUCAUAAGUCGCCUCAUGUUACGCAACAUGUGCAGCAGUUACAGCAGUCUCAGCAACAGGGGACUCAGAGACCAUCAUUACCUCAACAACAUCGACCUCAACUGCCUUUACAUCAGCAACUACAGCAACUAGCAAAGCCUCAGCAGCUACAGGCACCUCAACAGCUUCAAAACCGACCAGCCUCAAAUCUGCAAGCACCACUAUCGCUGCAGCAGCAGCAGCCGUCAGCGCCCAGCACGGCACCCAAUGUGCCUCCAACGCUGGCUCCUCCACAACAAUCUCCUCUCAAAGUACCAGCACCGCAGCCGGUGCAAGCAUCACCGUCUCCGGCUGCCCAAGUCCCUGCUCAAGCCGCAGCCCCCUCUCCUCAACCUCCGCCCCAACCUCAAUCUCAACCUCAACCUCAACCCCAAGUUCAGCCCCAAAAAAAACCUGCAGCUGGGCCGCAAGUGUCCCCUGUUCCACAACAAGCGGCGCAGGCAACGACCACUUCGACACAAUAACAAAAACAUACCCAAUUGUUGUACCAGAAAUGUACUAGUAGAGAAUUAUAUACAUUUAAAAAAAAAAAAGUAAACAUAGGAACCACUCCAAUAGUCUGUGGAAUCACUGUGUAGUGUAUAUCAGCCGUGAUGUUGCU